GAUCGGAUACAGUGUCACUUUGAACCGGAAAGAGCCAAAGAUUGGCUCAAUCAUGUGAUCAGCUGUGUCCAAUCACAGCUGAUCACAUGUACACUGAUCAUCAGAGUACUGAUGAUCAGUGUGCCCUGAUGAUCUGCGUAGCCCCAGCAGUGCCACUGUGUCAGUGUCCAUCAGUGCCAGCUCUCAGUGCUCAUCCAUGCCACCUGACAGUGCCCAUCAGUGCCACAUUUCAGUGCCCAUCAGUGCACAUCAAUCCCACAUAUCAGUGCCCAUCUGAGCUGCCUUUCAGUGUCACCCAUCAGUCACUUAUCAGUGCCAGUCAGUGUCAUCUAUUAUCCAGUCAGUGCCAACUAUCAGUGCCAGUCAGCUGCGCCUAUCAAUGUGCAUCAGUGCUGCCUAUCAGUGCCCGUCAGUGCUGCCUGCCUAUCAGUGCCACCUAACCAUGCCAGUCAGUGCCAGCCAACAGUGCCAGUCAGUGUCGCCUAUCAGUG
This is a messenger RNA of Staurois parvus, 491 nucleotides long. Lineage: Eukaryota; Metazoa; Chordata; Amphibia; Anura; Ranidae. The record is from the annotation of a GenBank genome assembly.